UGUGUCUCUCUUUUUGUCAUAAACAUUUUUACAUUAAUUUUUACUAUUGUGCUUUCGAGCCAAGUAUAAUUUUGCUUUGUUGGGAAUUCCUUCUUCAUGUAAAGUUAAUGAUUUUUAAUAUUUACUUUUACUUUUUACUCGAUUUUUUUUUUAGCAUUCAUUCAUAUAUAAAUAAAAUACAAUAUUAAAAUACAAUGACAACAAUUUAUUAAUCAUUUGGUUGUAAAUGAUUUAUCUGAACAACAGCAUGGUUUCCGAGCAGGGAGAUCCACAUCUACCCAGUUGUUAGAAGUAGUCGAAUGUUGGUCCAGACUUGUGGAGAUGAUGUUUAUGUGCCACAGAAGGACUUCUUUAGUCAAGCAGUACGGCGAAACCCAACCUUGCACGAUGCCGAGUAUGCCGAGAAGUUAAGGAGAUGUAAUCCCACUCUAGGAGAAACCUAUGCCCUACCAUUGUGUAAUGCUCACAAUAGACGAGUACUGUACUGUAUUUGCGAAUAUCCAGUACCCAAGGACUCGUGUAACAUUACUAUGGAUGAUUGGGUUGAAAUGGUCAAUGACAUCCGUGACAACUAUGAGAAGUUUGAUGGCUUUGUGAUCAUACACGGUACUGACACCAUGUCCUAUACAUCAUCGGCACUUUCGUUCAUGUUUGAGAACCUUGGUAAGCCAGUCAUCUUGACUGGUUCUCAGGUACCAUUGGAAGAAACCCGCAGUGACGGUAGAGAGAAUUUACUUGGAGCCCUGUACCUUGCUGGACAUUAUGUUAUUCCAGAGGUAACAUUAUAUUUUGAUUACAAGCUGUUUCGAGGCAAUCGUGUCACAAAGCUUGUUAACAAUGAGCUUGAUGCCUUUGGUUCACCUAAUCUUGACCCACUUGUCAGAAUGGAAAUUGAAGUAGUAGUGGACUGGGAUAGUUUAUUUCGGAGUAAGUCUACACAAAAAUUUAAAGUUCACACUAAUUUGAACUGUAAUGUCGGCUUACUGAGGCUGUUCCCUUGUAUCACUGUACAAACCGUGAGAUCAUUCCUGCAACCGCCAAUGCAAGGUGUCGUCCUCCAGACUUAUGGAGCAGGCAAUGGACCUAGUGACCACAAGGAACUCUUAGAUGAAUUCAAAGCGGCAUCCGACAGAGGGGUGUUGAUUUUAAAUUGUACUCAGUGUGUCAAAGGAGUGGUUUCAAAUUCAUAUGAAACUGGAAAAGCUUUAAUAGAUGUUGGGGUAAUUCCAGGAGCUGAUAUCAACCCUGAGGCAGCACUGGCAAAACUUGGCUACGUCCUUGGCAAACAGGGUUUGACGCGUAAACAUCAGCUGGAUAUGCUUCAGAGAAACUUACGUGGUGAGAUCCAAGUCAGUAACGAGGAAGUAAAGAAGUUCUCUCUUGACGACUCAAAGUUCAUUCAAGCAGUUGUAGAAACUCUCAACAUCUCGAACAGUCAGGAGGUGAAAUCAGUAAGCACUGCACUGUUCCCAGUGUUGAUGUGUGCCGCUGCCAAAAAUGGUGACUUGACCUUGCUGAAACAAUAUGCGUCUAUGGGAGGGAACUUAAACUUAGGUGAUUAUGAUCAGAGGACACCUUUGCACAUGGCCGCCAGAGAAGGCCAUGUAGACAUCGUGACAUAUCUUUUGGAGAAUGGAUGCUCAAUCUAUGCUAGGGAUUGUUUUGGUAACACACCAUAUAUGGAAAGCAUAAGGUGCAGAAAUUUUGAGGUGAUUAAACUUAUACGGCAAACAGGUGGACAUUUUAUACGUGAAACGACUCAAGAAAUUGCAUCUUUGCUAUGCCGGGCUGUGGAGCUUGGAGAUGUUGAUGGACUGAAAGCAUUCCAUAUUGCUGAUGUAAAUUUUAACAACACUGAUUAUACCGGGAGGACAGCACUACAUGUGGCAGUGACACUGGAACAAAUUGACUGCAUUAAAUAUCUGUUGAGUCACGGUGCCGAUAUUCAUACAGUUGACCAACAGGGACUCACUCCUUUGAAGCUAGCAGAGAAACUUGAUCAUAAAUGCAUUUCAGAACUAAUGAAGUCAAGUAAUAUACAUUUCAGUUAAUGACAUAUGGUAACUAAUUCCACAAAUAAUUUGUGGAAUUAAGUUACCAUAUUUCAGUUAAUGACAUAUGGUAACUAAUUCCACAAAAUGAAUUAAUUAAUGUCGAAAUAUUGAAUCCCAACACGAUGGCGUGUAUUUCAAUACUUGGAGUAUGUAUUAUACUUUCUUAAUUCCACAAAUUAUGUAAAUAAGCUAUAUAUAAUUUUUCUUUUUAUUUUUUUAAAUUUUUUUAUUCUUAGUAUUUUUAUAUUAUAAUUUUGGUUUGGUUAUUAAACCUAUCACACACAACACAAGCCACAAAAUGUUAUUAUCAUCAUUACCAUUAUCAUUUAUAUUAAGAAUUGCCCUUCUGAAAAUAUUAUAAAUUAAUAGUUGUACAGAUAAAUAUAAUUUUUAUGUAUUAUAUUAUCUUAUUUAAAGCGCUGUUCACACUUUAAGUCUUGUGUGACAGGUACCUGUGAAUUUGCCCACCAAAUAUGGGUGUGGUAUGACAUCAUUAUGUCCAGCCACAGAAAAUUAAGCAGUGUACCUUCCAGUCUUUAUUUAAGUAAACAAAAUAUUGAAUUUCAUUGUCAGUUGUUACUUAACACAGACAGCAUAUCUAUAGCUAGAAAGCAUAACUCUACAGUUGCAUGUAUUUCAUUGUUUUAAUCUCAGUACUAAUUAGUGUACAGUAUUAGCAUUGUGAUCAUCAUGUAUUUCAUUGUGGUGUUAAUCUCAGUACUGAUGAGUGUAUUAACAUAUUGUGAUCAUCAUGUAUUUCGUUGUGGUGUUAAUCUCAGUACUGAUAGUGUAUUAACAUAUUGUGAUCAUCAUGUAUUUCAUUGUGGUGUUAAUCUCAGUACUGAUUAGUGUAUUAACAUAUUGUGAUCAUCAUGUAUUUCAUUGUGGUGUUAAUCUCAGUACUGAUUAGUGUAUUAACAUAUUCUGAUCAUCAUGCAUUUCAUUGUGGUGUAUUAGCAUUGUGAUCAUAUCAUGAAUUGUAUCAUCUCAAUAUUUCUAUCAUGCAAUUCCUAACAGCACAGUAAUAAUUUCUACACUCUGUGUUUUUUUUCAUAGUGAAUAUUUAAUUAGUUUUUAAUUAUUUAUUAUGUAUAUAUGCAAAUUAUUUGUAUAUUAUUAUUUUUGUACUAACUGAGGCAAACAAAAUGCCCAUUGAAUAAGUGGCAAACAGAUAAGUUUGUCAUUGUAAGAAAUAAUGCUAUUCCGAUAACGACAUCAGUCGCCUUAAAGGAAUUACGACUCGAACAAUGCCCUCCCUUGGAUACACCACAAUAUAGGCUGGCUGUAUAUGAAUUUUGUAACUGAGAUCCAGCCACCCUUUCCAACAAUGUUGUUUCAACAUUUGAUCUAUAAAAAUCAAUUUUUUAAUAAAUCUACUGUUACAUUUUAUUAGUAUUUAUUUACUGCAUACUUUACUUGUUCGUUUUAUCGCUCUGGAAGAGCACCGGAUUUGCAAUUCGAUCAAAUAAACAAAUAAACAAUAAUAA
This is a messenger RNA of Anneissia japonica, 3541 nucleotides long. RefSeq names its product L-asparaginase-like. NCBI's taxonomy places the organism in Eukaryota, Metazoa, Echinodermata, Crinoidea, Comatulida, Comatulidae. Gene Ontology annotation, molecular function: protein binding; asparaginase activity. The record is from RefSeq and is a predicted model, not a curated record. Bases 300 to 2051 code for a protein of 583 amino acids. The transcript has 12 exons.